Messenger RNA from Drosophila takahashii, 5623 nucleotides. It is a transcript of the gene Hecw, whose product is annotated as Hecw ubiquitin protein ligase. Gene Ontology annotation, molecular function: ubiquitin protein ligase activity; protein binding. Gene Ontology annotation, biological process: regulation of dendrite morphogenesis; protein polyubiquitination. NCBI's taxonomy places the organism in Eukaryota, Metazoa, Arthropoda, Insecta, Diptera, Drosophilidae. The record is from RefSeq and is a predicted model, not a curated record. Gene Ontology annotation, cellular component: cytoplasm.
CAUUGCCAUCUGGUAGCACUGUUUUGCGAUAAAAAACUAUUCUUUAGCUUUGCAACUUUAAUUAACAAUUAAACAAUUGAUAAAAUUAAAAGGCGAAAAUAUAGAACGGCCGGACUAAUGGCAGUGAGCGGGGAAAUGCGCGGGUCGAAGGGCAGCCAAGGUCACAACGCGGAAGUAGAGCAAUUGCAGCUGUAACUGUAACCGUUAACCCUGGGCAGGGCGCGGGGGUUGGGUUGGCUAGGGGAAGAAGAGGAGGCAGAGUGGAAGAGGAAGAGCACAUCUUGAGUUCCGGAGGCGGAGGAGAAAUGGAGCUGCUGGACAGGAGCCCCGUGGAACCCAUAGCAGUCAGCUUGCAGCAGGAGGGGGAGCAAGAGGAGGAGGAGGAAGACGAAGAGGAGGAGGAUGAUGCCAACAAGGAGGAGGAGGCCUUCUACGAUUCGCGCAAUGGCAACGAAAGCGAUGAACUGGAACAGGCCUUCCAAAGCGCCCUCACCCUGACCAACGAUGUCCAGGUGAGUGUGAGUGAGGUGGAGGUGGAGCAGGAGAAGGAGGAGCAGCUUCCUGAGCAUCAGGAGCACCUGGGCGCCUGCGCACUGGCAUCCCCCAAGGAGGAGGAGAAGCCACCCCGCCACCAGACGCUGCUCUCCACGAAAUCCUGCGAGACCAAUCCAGCCAACAGUGCCACCCUUUCGCCCACAAAUUCCUACAACGGCAGCAUCGGCAGCGAUGGCGGCAGCAGCAGCGUGGGCGUGGGCGGCGGUGCCCGUCGCAAAUCCUGGACGCUGUCGCCUCAAAGCGGCGGCUCCACGCCCCUCAGCGGCGCCAAGAAGAAAACCAAGGCCACCGCUAGCAACUCCCUGGCCAAUGGAGAGGGUUUUAACCUAUGGGUGGCUCGCGAAUGCUUUGAAACAGUGCCCGCCGAAAUGGUGGAUAGCCUGAGCAUGGCUGAGGUGGAGGAGGAGCAAGAGGAGGAGGAGCAGCAGGAGCAGGAGGAGGAGGAGGAUGAGGAGGACGAGGAGGCGGCUGCCGUGGAGAGUCUCCUGGGAGCAGCCGCUGCCCUCCAGGCUAGCACACAUGUGCAGCGCCGUCAGCAGCAGCAGAAGCAAGAGCAACAGCAUCAUCAUCAUCAUCACCAUCUGCAGCCGCAGCAUCGUCCGCUGGAACGCUCCUGGCCGCCGCGUGCCGUGGGUCGCGAUCUCAAGCUGCAGGGCGAUGUCUUUCAGUUCGACAUUCUGGACACGGACGAGCGGCUGGCCGAGAUGGAGAUGGCCCAGUGCGGCAGCUCGAACAACUCACCACUGGCCACGCCUCCCGUGCGUUUCAAGCCGCUGCUGAAGAAGAAAAUCGGUCCGGAUAGCUACAUCAAUACGAUUAGCACGCAGAAAGUGCCCGUGCAUCAGAGCUAUGAGUUUCCCACCUUCCCCAGCUCCUCCUCGGGUGUCGGAUCCUCGUCGCAAUUUCCCCAUCUCCGCCAGCACCGUCCACUCACCCGAGCUCUGUCCAAUGGCAAGGCUAGCUCCUCGGAGGAUCAGGCCUCGCCGCGACUCCUGCUCUCGCCAAAGCGUCCCCGAAGUCCGCCCUCCGGCUGCUCCACGCGCAGUGCCUCGCCGCUGGAUCUCAGCCUCAGUCCCGAGCAGCAUUCGCCCACCAGAGGAAGGGGCGUGGGUGGCAUCCAGGAUGCUGGGACGCCGCAGCGACCGCAGCAGCGGCUGCUCAAGCGCGUGGGCGGAGGAGCCGGAGGAGGAGCCACUGGUUCGCCUCUGGUGUGUCCUCCCACGCCAACUCAUCAUGCAAGGCGACAUGCCCGCCUGCAAGCCGUCACUGCCAACUCCAGCGGAGCAGGAGAACCCAGUGUAGUCGCCCCUAGUCAAUUGGAGCCGCCGCCCGAUGAGGUGGUGCAUAUUAGUAGCACCCGUUUGCCCUCCAUUCCCGAACGCAGUGCAGCUGCGGCAGCGGCGGCGGCGGCAGCAGCAGCGGGAGCAGCUCUCAUGGAACCCGGAACAGGUGUUGCAAUGUCCAGCGGAGCAGCGGGAGAGCCACCACUGCCGCCGGCGUGGGAGGCACGCAUGGAUAGCCACGGGCGCAUCUUCUACAUUGAUCACACGACGCGGACAACCUCCUGGCAGCGACCAGGAGCGGCACCAAGUGGCGGACCAGCCGGGCGGGAGCAGCAUCAUCGCCAGCAGCUGGACAGAAGGUAUCAGAGCAUCCGGCGCACCAUAACCAAUGAGAGCAGAGCCGCUCAGCUGUACAAUCUGCCUUCGUCGGGUAAUCCUCCAGUUGCUGCUCCAGGUGCUCCUACUGCUCCUCCUCCUCCCCCCGCCGCUCAUCCCGCCAUCCUGAUGCUCUGCCGCCCGGAUUUCUACUCCCUGCUGCACACCAACGAAGCUGCGCUGGCCAUUUACAAUCGCAAUGCCGCCUUGAAACACAUGGUCAUGCGCAUCCGACGGGAUCCGCAGUGCUUCCAGCGGUAUCAGUACAACAAGGAUCUGGUGGCGCUGGUCAACACCUUCGCACAGAUAAGCAGGGAACUGCCGUCGUGCUGGGAAACGAAGCUGGAUCAGUCGGGCAAGCAGUUCUUCAUUGACCACCAGCAUCGACGCACCUCCUUCAUGGAUCCCCGCCUGCCGGUGGAGUGUCCUCGGGUGGUGCGACAUCGCCAGCAGCAGCAGCAAACGCAGCAGCCGACAAGUGGCGUGGGCUACUAUUAUCCCGAUCUGGUGGAUGGCAACUGCCUGUCGGCCACCAGUGGGCAUAUAAAUGCCAGUCCGGGAUCCUCGGUCUCUGGAGUGCCGCCCCUGCCGCCGCCCAGGCCCUCCUCCUCCUCCUCCUCCGCCGCCUCCUCAUCCGCCGCCCGGAGCAGCCAUGGUCAUGGCCACAACUGCACCACCACGGCGGCCAUUGCCUGUGCCUUGAGCAUGGAUCGCUCGGCGGGCGGAGCAGCCGGAAUGGGAGCUACCGGAAUGGCCGCUGGGUACGAGGAUGUGCCCAUUGCCUACAACGAAAAGGUCAUUGCCUUCCUGCGCCAGCCAAACAUCCUGGAGAUUCUGAGAGAACGCCAGGGACAGCACACCAUGUCCCGGCCGCUGCGCGAGAAAAUCAAUAUACUGCGAGUGGAGGGAGUUCCCGCUCUCGAGAGAUUGGGCCACGACCUACAACUGACCAUUUUGCUGAGCCUGUUUGAGCAGGAGAUCAUGAGCUAUGUUCCUAUUGAAGAGCGCAGUCCCCAGGGAUCGCCGGUGCUCAGUUCCCGGAUGCCGCAGCGGGCGCCGCCGCCGUUUCGCAGGGAUUUCGAGGCCAAGCUGCGCAGCUUCUACCGCAAGCUGGAGUCCAAGGGCUAUGGCCAGGGGCCGCACAAGCUAAAACUCCACAUCCGACGCAGCCAUUUGCUGGAGGACGCCUUCCGUCGCAUCAUGUCGGCGAACAAGAAGGACCUGCAGCGCGGCCGCCUCGCCGUCCUGUGGGACACGGAGGAGGGCCUGGACUACGGCGGACCCUCCCGCGAGUUCUUCUUCCUGCUCUCCCGCGAACUGUUUAACCCCUACUACGGCCUGUUCGAGUAUUCGGCAAAUGAUACGUACACGGUUCAAGUGUCGCCGCUGUCGGCGUUCGUGGACAACUGCCACGAUUGGUUCCGCUUCAGUGGUCGUGUUUUGGGUCUGGCCCUCGUCCAUCAAUAUCUGCUGGACGCCUUCUUCACGCGGCCCUUCUACAAGGCUCUCCUGCGACUGCCCGUCGCCUUGAGUGAUCUGGAGUCGCUGGACAAUGAGUUCCAUCAGUCGCUGCAGUGGAUACGCGACAAUGACAUUGGAACGGGCGUGGAUCUCGGUCUGACCUUCUGCGUCACCGAGGAGCUGCUUGGUCGGGUGGUGGAGCGUGAACUGAAGCCGGGCGGCAAGAACAUCAUUGUGAACGAGAAGAACAAGAAGGAGUAUCUGGAGCGGAUGAUCAAGUGGCGGCUGGAGCGAGGCGUUCAGGAGCAGACGGAGUCGCUGGUGCGCGGCUUCUACGAGGUGGUCGACUCGCGGCUCGUCUCCGUCUUCGAUGCCCGUGAAUUAGAGCUGGUGAUAGCAGGAACCGCCGAGAUCGACACGAACGAUUGGCGCCUGAACACAGAGUAUCGGUCGGGGUAUCACGACAACCACCAGGUGAUCGUGUGGUUCUGGCAGGUCAUCGAGCGGUUUAGCAACGAGCAGCGUUUGCGUCUGCUGCAGUUUGUCACCGGCACCUCGAGCAUUCCGUACGAAGGUUUCUCCGCGCUGCGCGGAUCGACGGGACCGCGGCGUUUUUGCAUCGAGAAGUGGGGCAAACCGAAUGCCCUGCCCCGCGCACACACCUGCUUCAAUCGGUUGGAUCUGCCGCCCUAUCCCACGCCCGAGCUGCUCUACGAGAAGCUGCUGCUGGCCGUCGAGGAGACCAACACGUUCGGCAUCGAGUAGGCAGCACGUGAUAUUAUUGCACCUCAGCCGCCGCACUUUGUUGCACCCAAAAAAAAAAAACGCUUUAUUUCGAUUUUAGAAGUUUUUUUUAGAACUUGCCUAAGUCUAGGAAUUCGGGGUGAUGCAGAAAUCUCUGAGAAAACUAUUUAAAAUCAAUUGAAUUUAAUUUUUUGAAUGCUAAUCCCUAGAUAUAAUAAACGAAAUUUGAAGUUUACUUCGUUUCCCUUGAGAAAAAAUUAGUUGUUAGCUAUUUCUAGGCGCCUAAAUUAUACUGGGAUUUCUGCAACACCCCACCCCGAUUGUACUGUAGUUAUUUAUAUACGUAGGUUACCCGUCCCCUUCAAAAGAAAACAAAAAAGAGAAGAAGCCUAGCCAUAGACAGACUCGCUACUUUAGGCAUCCCACACACUAGUUCGUAGACAAUUUGCCUUCGCCUUCGUUUGCCGUUCACUGAAUGGAAGUUACCUCAAGAGCAAAACGGCUUGCCAGCGCCGCCAGUCAUUAGUCCUAAGAUCUUAAAACCCAAACCUUAUAAGACCCCCAUAAACUUAUAAACUGUAAGCCUAAGGAUCCUUCGCUUGACUCUGCCUGAUUUACAAUCGAAACGAUGCCAACUGCCUCUAGAGAAAUUUUCAACGCCUAAUCGCUGCUCCAGAUUCAGAAGUUCAACGGGGGCCCCAAAGAAAAAAAGGAGAGCAGAGCAACUCUACGCCAAUACUUAACUAGCUUAUAAUGUUGUCUUAGCCUUAACUCGAAUUCCAACUCAAAUUUGAACACUCCCUAGAUGUGUGCAUUCCAAAUAAGCGUAUUGUGGAUGUCAGUUAUUAUAUAGCAUAUAAUAUAUAUACCCCUAUUUACCCCUCUCUCCUUUAACCCAAACAAAAAAAGUAUGUAAACUGUUUUUGAAUUUACAAAACCCCUUAACUAUCCGUGCGGAGGCUGCCGUGUGCUUCCUGCGGCCUGCCACUUGACCAAAUCUCUGGCCAGGACACAGGACUCCACAUGGCGGCUCCGAUCGGGUCUAUAUGGUAUAUUAUAUAUACACAUUUUGGCUGCUGUUUUGCCAACGAUUACAAAUUGGUCCAGUGCGUUGCUUCGGCUUUAUUGGUUAUUUCGGCGCAUAAAAUUAAUAUGGAUUAUAUUUAACGAAAACAUACAAAAAUUCGAAACGUAGCUAAAUAAUU